Gracilinanus agilis (Agile Gracile Mouse Opossum) is the source of this 1688-nucleotide messenger RNA. RefSeq names its product solute carrier family 7 member 5 (gene SLC7A5). The transcript is spliced from 10 exons. Gene Ontology annotation, molecular function: neutral L-amino acid transmembrane transporter activity; L-amino acid transmembrane transporter activity. The record is from RefSeq and is a predicted model, not a curated record. Lineage: Eukaryota; Metazoa; Chordata; Mammalia; Didelphimorphia; Didelphidae. Bases 1 to 1596 code for a protein of 531 amino acids. Gene Ontology annotation, biological process: neutral amino acid transport; amino acid transmembrane transport. Gene Ontology annotation, cellular component: membrane.
AUGGCCAGCACGCCGCAUCAGCGCCGCCCCACCGGGCCGCCCACCGCUGCCCCAAGCCUGGGAGCCGGGGCCGCGUCGCUGCCCAACGAGGACGACGAGUCCCGGGAGAAGAUGCUCCGGCGGCAAAACGGCGGCGGCCGUGGGGACGCUGGGGACGCCGGAGCCGGCGGCGGGGCUGGGGCCGAGGCCGAAGCCGAAGGCGUCACCCUGCAGCGCUCCAUCACGCUGCUCAACGGCGUGGCCAUCAUCCUGGGCACCAUCAUCGGCUCGGGCAUCUUCGUGACGCCCACCGGCGUGCUCAAGGAGGCCGGCUCUCCUGGCCUGGCGCUAGUCGUAUGGGCCGCCUGCGGGCUCUUCUCCAUCGUGGGCGCGCUCUGCUACGCCGAGCUGGGCACCACCAUCACCAAGUCCGGCGGCGACUACGCCUACAUGCUCGAGGUCUACGGCUCGCUGCCCGCCUUCCUCAAGCUCUGGGUGGAGCUGCUCAUCAUCCGGCCCUCGUCGCAGUACAUCGUGGCGCUCGUCUUCGCCACCUACCUGCUCAAGCCGCUCUUCCCCACCUGCCCUGUGCCGGACGACGCCGCCAAGCUCGUGGCCUGCCUCUGCGUGCUGUUACUCACAGCAGUGAACUGUUACAGUGUAAAAGCUGCCACGCGGGUCCAGGAUGCAUUUGCUGCAGCAAAGUUGCUGGCUUUGGCCUUGAUCAUUCUCCUUGGCUUCAUUCAAAUCGGGAAGGGUGAGGUCUCCAGUCUGAGCCCCCAGGUGUCCUUCGAAGGCACCAAGUUAGAUGUCGGGAACAUCGUGCUGGCACUGUACAGCGGCCUCUUUGCCUACGGCGGCUGGAAUUAUUUGAAUUUUGUCACAGAGGAGAUGAUAAACCCUUACAGAAACCUGCCCCUGGCCAUCAUCAUCUCCCUGCCGGUGGUCACCUUGGUGUACGUCCUCACAAACCUGGCCUACUUCACCACUCUGUCCACGGAGCAGAUGCUGAGCUCCGAAGCAGUGGCUGUGGACUUUGGGAACUACCACCUGGGCGUCAUGUCUUGGAUCAUCCCCGUCUUCGUGGGCUUGUCGUGCUUCGGAUCAGUCAACGGCUCCCUCUUCACUUCCUCCAGGUUGUUCUUUGUGGGCUCCAGGGAGGGCCACCUGCCUUCCAUCCUGUCCAUGAUCCACCCCAAGAACCUGACUCCUGUGCCGUCCCUCGUGUUCACGUGCGCCAUGACCCUGCUCUACGCCUUCUCCAAAGACAUCUUCUCCGUCAUCAACUUCUUCAGCUUCUUUAACUGGCUGUGCGUGGCCCUGGCCAUCAUCGGCAUGAUGUGGCUCCGCUUCAAGCGGCCGGAGAUGAACAGACCCAUCAAGGUGAACCUCAUCUUGCCCAUCUUCUUCAUCAUGGCCUGCCUGUUCCUGAUCGCCGUCUCUUUCUGGAAAACGCCCGUGGAGUGUGCCAUCGGCUUCGUCAUCAUCCUCACCGGCAUUCCUAUUUACUUCAUCGGUGUCUGGUGGAAAAACAAGCCCAAGUGGCUGCUGCAGGGCAUCUUCUCCACGACAGUCCUGUGCCAGAAGCUCAUGGAGGUGGUUCCCCAGGAGUCCUGAGUCCCCCGAGAGCGAACGCAGAUGUCACUUGGAAAAAACACAGCCCCCCCUUUCAGAAAACAAGAGUGAGCCCAGCAGUUCCCUUCCCUGCU